GCCCGACAUCGACGUGCUUUCCUGGACGCUUGAGCCGCAUCUGCUAUGGUCCACGACUCCGCGUGUACAGAGCUGGACGACGAUAACUGCAUUUAUCCGUCCCAGGCUCUGUACCUCGAGAUCGAUGUCACCGAUCUCACACUGUGGGACCCUAUCAUUCGGCGAGGGAACACGCGGCAAGAGGAAGAGGAGAUCGAAGAGGACGAGGAGACAGAGGAAGAAUCGAGCGAGGAUCGUGACGACCCCGAUUCCGUCGAGGAAGAGGAGGAGGUUGAAGAAGAAGAAGAAAAACCGACAAAAGAGGAGGGUGGAUCGGGUGAGCCGAGUCAACGGCCCAAACGACGCAAGGAGGAGGAGGUGGCAGAAGCACGGAAGCGGCUGGAAAGAGCGAAGGGAAAGCGGUCGAUUGAGGAAGGGUUCCCGCCCGACCCGUUAUUGGGAAAUCCGUGGCUCGGUCCGGAACCCCUACGGGAGGAAGACGGAGGCGAUGGAGCCGUAGUGGGGGGAUUAGGACGCGAAUCGCCAGCUCCGUCUGGGCCGCUGUUCCGGCUCAUGUUCCCACUGGGGUUCGGACGUGUGUGCACGUCCCGCAUGCUGAUGCGGUCUGGAAAAGUGAAGCCUGGCCCUACACCUGCGGAGCAGGCAGAGACAGAUUGCAAGUUGGCAGAGAAGCAAAAAGAGAGAGAAGCCAAGAAAAAAUUGAAGGAAAAAGAGGCCAGAAAGAAAAUGAAAGAGAAGAUGGAGAAAGAGUUGGAAGAAGAGUUAAAGAGUAUAGAAGAAGAAGAAGAAGAACAAGAAGAAGGAGAAGUUUUGGGAAGACGUCGCCUUCAAGACAUACCUGAGAGUACCUCAGCAGACCGGCUCCCGGUGGAACCGCUGGAUUGGGCCGAUAAGUACUACUACUCCAGCGAACCAUUGAAGGAAUYUGAAGAAGAAAGGAAUACAUUCAUUGCAAAGUUGGUCACGGUAACAGACGYUGUUGGACGCAACCUGCUGAUGGCAGAAAGGAGGGCUGAACUGAAUGCCAGGUUGUUAGCUUCCAGACGACAAGAGAUAGAUGAAAAGAAAAGAGUGCAAGCAGAAGGGGAGAAAUUGCAGAAAGCUCUAGAAGGGCAAAAAGAAAACCCCUCUGAAACAGAAGCACAACUUGCUCUCCUYAGACAGACAGUCCUCAACACCARAYAAGAUAUGAACUUAAUKCGUGAGACCCUACAAAGAGUUGAAACGCAUCGUAUAGACUUCGAGAAUGUUUGGAAUAGCUUCUUGGAAAAAUSAGCUAACGACGYGGACCAACACRUACAGACGUAUAUUAAAGUCYUGGAUGAUCAUGUUACUAAGACAUUCACCCCGGAAGUCAUAGACAAGAUUGUGAAAGGCGCUGGAGGCGGAGGAGGAGAUGGUGAUGACGACGACGAUGGUGAAAGGAAWGGGAAAAAGAAGAUUGGGGAUCCAAAAGACCAACCUUCUCAGGAACCCGGGCAGGUUAACAAGAUAAAACUUAAACUGUUGUGGACCUAUAACGGAAAGAAAGAGGAAAGUGUGUUGCACUGGGCGGCGGUAAUUGAAACUUACGUAUAUGGACAGCGCAUUCCAUAUUGGGACAAGGUAUUAAUGGCAACUUCAUGCAUGGGAGAUGACGCCAUGAGCUUCGCCAUCUCGCUGCAAAAAGAGGCGGGAUGCAACUCUAUGGUAGAGUAUUCGCAGCAAACGCGCAUUGAAGAUUUUCUUAUGUUGAUUAGGGAAAGAUUAGAGGACAAGAAACUGGCAAAGCGCACAGAAAUGUUGAUCCUCAACCUCCCCGAUAGGAAAUGGAAAAGUACUUUUGCGUUAAAGGCAACUAUGGAUGAACUGUUGCAAUGCCCUGAUCACGGAUUGAYRCCGGCCCAAAUCUUAAACAGUUUUYCACGAGCACUCCCKGAUCCCCUGAGAAUACAACCCUAUCCCCGCACCAAAGAAGAGGGGAUGACGUAURAGAAGUUCGGCAAGAUCGCAAUAGAUCACGCCGGCUUCCUUGCCGAGGCAAACUAUUGUCAUUAUUGGAAGGAUCUGCAAGCGGGUAAGAGAUGGCAAAACCGCACUAUCUCAAGGUCUAUACCUGGGAAAGACAGUCUCCUUCUAACUUUUGAAGAAGGAGGCGCCGAGACCAUCUUCUGGGAUCAGGUAGACUAUGGUCUCGAUGAACCCAGCAGACUGGUAGCUCAGGAGGGGAGUUACGCGGCUGUUGCAGCCCGCGGGGGAGGGCGUUAAGGAAGAGGGCGUGGCCGAGGAAGAGGUCGUGGCCGUGGUGGACGAGGAAUCGGCACCCAAAGGGGUGGUGGUGAAGGAAGCCGCUACGUGGGAGGAAGGGGAAAUUGUCCCUCAUACGGUGGCCGUGGUUCUUACUCCACCUGGGGUAGAGGAAGAGGCUCGUGGCACAACAAGU
Chara braunii is the source of this 2422-nucleotide messenger RNA. The record is from the annotation of a GenBank genome assembly. Lineage: Eukaryota; Viridiplantae; Streptophyta; Charophyceae; Charales; Characeae.